AUGAACGCAUCAGGGGAAGCAGAAGCCGGCGAGGAGGAGAGGGUCCAAAGGUACCCAUCGCCUGAGGGUGAGACCCAACAGCCGGGCCCCUACUAUGGGCAUGAUGAGCAUGAAGCGCCUGCGCCUCCGAGAGAGUCUGAGCAGCAGGACCCGGCCGCAGCUCAGCAUCAACCGUCCCAUGCCGCUAGCGUCGAGGAACUCCAGCUGGCGGCUCAACUGGGCCAGGACCUCGCCGCCGAACCCAUGAUGCCGGUUACGGACCCCAACAUGAAGUUCGACGAGCCUCCCCUCCGAAACAUCAUGCCCCAUCCGGAGGAACAUCAGCUGCGACUAUCCCAAGGAGAGGACCACAACCUGCGGCACGUGCACGUCAUGCCUCCUCAUCCGGACGACUCGCAGGCCCGCCCAUAUGACGAGGCGGUGCCAGGUUCGCCCGCCACAGCAGCAGUCGCAGUCGCAGCCGCAGCCGCAGCCGCAGCCCCGCAACCCCAGAACCAGGUGCCGCCGAUGAAUCCGUCACUGUCCCACUCUUUCCCGACAGUAGGCAACGACCCUACCCCCCCGAGGAAACGUUCCAAGGUUUCCCGCGCUUGCGACGAGUGCCGGCGGAAAAAGGUUCGAUGUGAUGCCCAGUCCGAUCGGGGGGACGCGCCGUGUAGUAACUGCAAGCGGUCAUCCCAACCAUGUUCAUUCAGCCGCAUCCCCCAGAAGCGUGGACCAAGCAAGGGGUACAUUAAAGAGCUCGCCGACCGCAUCAACAGCAUAGAAGGUCGGCUGGGAGAGGGCGCAAGCGAUGACGUCCUUCGGAAAAGGGCCUUCUCAAGCAUUUCCGGAAAUGACAUGCCUACCCACUCGGCACCACCACGUCAGGCCAGUCCGGCCUGGGCCUCUGAUGGACGCCCUAUCACAACACUCACCCCCGAGAGGAAUCAGGUCCAUUACUCGCUCAAUAAUCUGGCGCCCCAGCCCAUUGCUCUCAAGCCGGAUCUGCCUUCCAGGCCACCCGUGGCCAAUAUGGAUGGUGACAUGUCCAUGUCUGGUAUUUCCGGCGUUACGCAGCCACGCGAUGUGCCAGAUGACAUCUUCCAAGGCUAUCUUUCCGUCAUCCACCCGUAUCUCCCAAUACUUCCGGCGAAUAAGGCCAGACUGCAGGCAUCUCUAGCGCAGUGCUCCGGCUUGCUUCGAGAGGCAUUCCUGGAGGCGCUCUCGGGCACCAUCCAUUGCUUUCCAUCUACUUCGGCCGCGGCCACGGGCGACGCCAGUCUUGCGAUGAAAAUCCUGGCCGAAUGGGAAUCACAAGACGGCGAGCCACGCACGUCAUCGGCACAUAUCAUCCAUCUCCAGACGCUCCUCCUCCUGCUUAUUGAGAUGGAUACCCGGCCGUCGGCCUGCUCGGGACCCCUGAAGGAAUCCCUGUUGGGGCGAGCCGUCGGCGCAGCCUUGGCCAUGAAGUUGUACAAUGCUCGAGUGGACAGGCCGCUAGAGGGCGAAAGCGAGCCUAACCCGGACCCGGACCCGGACUCGGACUCGGACUCGGACUCGGAAAGCCACCUGCGGGUCAAGCUCUGGUGGUCGUUGGUGCUACUCGACCGGUGGCAUGCAGUUGCGGCGGGAACCCAGACGAUGAUCCGGAACGAGUCAACCGUCGUCUAUCAUGGCCUCGAGAGCAUCGUUGACGAGAUGACCUUUUUGAUGAUCCGCGCGUCCAAGAUCCUCAGCCAGGUGUCCACGGUGAUCUCGAGCCUCCAAGAUCCGAUGAGCGGUGGUUCGGUACCUGCCAGGAUUUUGGGCGACUUCCUCAACGAUUACGUCGAGAACUUCCGCGAGGACCUUCCCCAACACAUCGACCACGGGCCCGCGUCCUACCAAGUUAUUUACUUGACAUACUGGCAUGCGCGACUCGUCGCAUAUCUUCUUCACCCAUCAUCCAACGGGAACGACAUCCUCUGGCCUUGCAGGGAAAUCGUGAGGCUGCUUGGGGAAACACCGCAACCGACCAGCCCGUGGAAUCACCAUAUUGCCGGUCUGGCCCUGCUGGCUCUCAUGGAGCUCAGCAGAGUGGAGGGGACGAAAGAAAAGGCGAAUAAGCUGCUGGCCGAGCUGAAAAUGAAGAGCCUGCCGGCAGUUCCUUCGGCAUGGGACAGCAUCAUCGGGGACAGGAUCGCAGAACAUCUGGGCCAAGCGGGCGGCAGCCAGGGUCUGCUGCAGCAGCUUGCCGACGUUGCCGCCUCCUCUUCCGCCGCCGCACCUCAUCCGGAGAAGAUGGAGGGGUUGUCGGGAGGCUAUCGCACGGCGACCAACUAUGAAGACCUGGGUUUCGAUCCACGGCCCCUGCUGACGGAAGGUUAUCUGAAGACGGUUUGGGCAAGCUACGUGCAGACCUAG
Messenger RNA from Sodiomyces alkalinus F11, 2385 nucleotides. RefSeq lists its product as hypothetical. The record is from RefSeq and is a predicted model, not a curated record. Gene Ontology annotation, cellular component: nucleus. Gene Ontology annotation, biological process: DNA-templated transcription. Gene Ontology annotation, molecular function: DNA-binding transcription factor activity, RNA polymerase II-specific; DNA binding; zinc ion binding. The transcript is spliced from 4 exons. Lineage: Eukaryota; Fungi; Ascomycota; Sordariomycetes; Glomerellales; Plectosphaerellaceae. The coding region runs from base 1 to 2385 and encodes 794 amino acids.